Messenger RNA from Nothoprocta perdicaria, 4852 nucleotides. RefSeq names its product solute carrier family 35 member F1 (gene SLC35F1). NCBI's taxonomy places the organism in Eukaryota, Metazoa, Chordata, Aves, Tinamiformes, Tinamidae. Gene Ontology annotation, molecular function: transmembrane transporter activity. The record is from RefSeq and is a predicted model, not a curated record. Gene Ontology annotation, biological process: transmembrane transport. Gene Ontology annotation, cellular component: membrane. Bases 1 to 1257 code for a protein of 418 amino acids. The transcript has 8 exons.
AUGCUCUCGCCCGAGCGCCACCGCCACCACCCGCACCCGCCCGCGCCGCCGCCGCCGCAGCACCAGCACCACCCGCCGCAGCCCAACCAUGUCGUGGCCACCAUCGAGAACCUGCCGGCGGAGGGCGGCAGCGGCGGCCGCGGCGGCGGCAUCGCCGCCUCCUCCUUCAGCGUGCGCCAGCGCCUCAGGAAAGUGCUGAACAGGGAUCUCUUGCUGUCUGUGGCUCUUGGCCAAGUACUGUCUCUCCUUAUCUGUGGCAUUGGCCUGACGAGCAAGUAUUUGUCAGAAGAUUUCCAUGCCAACACACCUGUUUUUCAGAGCUUCCUCAAUUAUAUCCUCCUAUUCUUGGUCUACACAACAACACUAGCUGUCAGGCAAGGAGAAGAAAACUUGCUGGCAAUUUUGAAAAGGAGAUGGUGGAAGUACAUGAUCCUGGGGAUAAUAGAUAUAGAAGCCAAUUACCUGGUAGUCAAAGCAUAUCAAUACACCACUCUUACUAGUGUACAGCUCCUAGAUUGUUUUGUCAUCCCGGUGGUGAUACUGCUAUCCUGGUUCUUCCUUCUGGUACGAUACAAGGCAGUGCAUUUCAUUGGGAUCGUGGUCUGCAUUCUGGGCAUGGGCUGCAUGGCAGGAGCAGACGUCCUCGUUGGGAGACAGCAAGGAGCAGGUGAAAAUAAACUGAUAGGGGAUCUCUUAGUGCUGGGUGGAGCAACACUGUAUGGCAUCUCAAAUGUUUGUGAGGAGUAUAUCGUCCGAAAUCUGAGUCGAGUGGAAUUCCUGGGCAUGAUCGGACUCUUUGGCUCCUUCUUCAGUGGAAUUCAGCUUGCGAUCAUGGAACACAAAGAGCUAUUGAAAGUUCCCUGGGAUUGGCAAAUAGGCUUGUUGUAUGUUGGCUUUAGUGCCUGUAUGUUUGGGCUCUACAGCUUCAUGCCAGUGGUCAUAAAGAAAACCAGUGCCACUGCUGUCAACCUCUCCCUGCUCACAGCUGAUCUGUACAGCCUCUUCUGUGGAUUAUUCCUCUUCCACUACAAGUUUUCAGGACUUUACUUGUUGUCAUUCUUCACUAUCCUUGUUGGGCUGGUGCUCUACUCCUCCACAUCCACCUACGUAGCCCAGGAUCCUCGGGUGUACAAGCAGUUUCGAAAUCCUUCAGGACCUGUUGUUGACCUGCCAGCCACGGGCCAGCUGGAGCCUUCAGUGACAUACACCAGCCUAGGGCAGGAGACAGAAGAGGAGCCUCACGUUAGAGUUGCUUAAACCCCAGGCUGUUGGUCACCUACUGAUGAUUCGGUGGAGCUCGUAUACCCAUUAUCUCUGUAUUGUACAUAGAGAAAGGUAUUUACCAGGUGCAGUUACACUGGUGAGCUGCAAGGUAGCAAAUAAGGAAAGUUCAUAAUUGAUUGUUCCAGGGUGUUCAUCACAAGGAGAUGCCAGUCCCUCAAUUAUGGUAUUAGCAGCAUGUUUACAGCACAAACUGCUGUACACAAAUCACUAAAUACCAAACUACCUGCAAAAGAUAUUCAAAAUAAAAGCUGAAUUCGCAAGAAAAAAAAUAGUCAUAAAAGGGUGUUUUUUCACCUACUGAGUGAUAUUAUGCGUAAACCGCACAAUUUGUGGAAAAGCAACCUGUUUAGUGUAAAUAUAAUUGUGCAGUCACUGUUGAUUUCUCUGUAAGAUUUGUUUGGUUUGCACAAAAUAGAUGGGUUACUCAUGGUAAAAACACCCUGACACAUUUUUGCUAGCACCUUGAAUUUGAUGAGGAAAAGAUAAUUAGUUCAUCUGUGCUAUCUCGCUAGUUGCCCCUUCUAGGUAAUCUGUUCCAUGAAUCCAGAGGAGGGACAACUUAAAAUAUCCGUCUCUAUUCUAGGAAUAGGUAUAAGGCGAGCAUUUUAGUCUUUCUAUAUUUGCAGAAGUGAAGUACUCCAGCAUUGACCUUUCUAUGUUCUAUGACAGAUUUCCUAGAGGCUGAGGUUCUGCAUCAGGUGACAGGGAGCUAAUUUCUCUGUAGUCAUGACUAAUACAGAUUUCUUACUUUUAAAAUUUUAAUCUUUAAAAAGAAAAAAUGCAUUUUCUAAUUUCCUAUAAAUUGUACCUCUCCUUGUUAAGAUGACAUAGCAUGUGGAUCUUGGCACAGAUACUCGGUGAACCAAGGGCGCCUUCUGCUGUUCCAGUUUGCUUAUUCUCAUGUGGUUCAAUCCUUUAACAAUAGCCAUUUAGAAACAUGCUUGUUUUUCUCCAAAACCCCAAAACUGUAAAAACCAGGAAGAUUAUGUGAGUAAUUCAUGACCGGACCCUCUGCUAUUAUUGCUGCAGUAGCACGAAGACAUUCAUGCCAAUGGUGUAACCAAUUAAUUUUCCUUAACUACAAAAUUAUCAGGGAAAUUCAGCAGUUUACUUGUUUUCGUGGGGAAAUGUGAAAAUAGUAAGGAUGUGCUCUACAACUGUACUUCUGCUCCAGGCGCCUUAUCAGAAAUGGAAGAAAUCUUAAUAAUGACCAUGAAAAUCCGUACCUGCCCGAAUGUUGUGCUUUGGCAAGAGCACUAUAAAAGGAAAAGAAAUCAUUAUUUCAACAGCCAUCAUCUAUUUUUGACCUAAAGUUGUGGAAAGAGAGUAUGUCUAACAGAUAAGACAGGAAUUCAGGAGAUCUUGUCACAUCUCUGUGGGAUUUUGGGCACACCUUCUGUGUGGCUUAGUUUCCCAACUUGCAUAUAAGGGGAUAGUGUUAUUUUACCUACCUCACAGAGGUGCCAAGGGACCAAGGUCUGUUAGAACACUUCAAGAUCUUCAGAGAAAGGGAGUUUAAGUACAAAAUAGUGCUAUAAAAGUGUAUAUACAUUCAUUGUGUUUCAAAAUGGAGUUUACAACAAGGCUGAUGAAUUUUUUGCUUGUGGGCAUAUGAGAUGAAUUUGAUUUAAAAGACAUUCUACAAAAAAGUCUGACUCAAGUGAAAAUAUAGGGCUUUGUGUUUGAAAAAUGCAACUUACCUAUUUCUAUUUUAAAAAGAAAAAAAAUGUAUACUCUGGAGAUUAGAAAGGCCACACAGUUCAACCAAGCAGGAAGAGUUUCUGCUGAGGUAAUACUCAUCUUUUACAGUCCUUUCUACGUUAUCAUGAAAAGGAGAAAAAGCAUAUUGGAAGAUGUUUUUAUACCAGUGUAAAUGAGGGGGUGAAUGCCGUAAUUCAAUUGAACAGCACUAUCUUAUUCUUGCUGUGGAUGAGAGAAAGAGGCAAUUUCUGUCCCAUCGUGUCUGCCAUGAUCCUGCAGCAGCUUAGGGAAAGGUCUGCAGUGUUGUCAAACCAUGCUCAAAACUUCUGCAGAAUCUUUAGUUAAAACUGUGUGCUUUGAAAAAUAACAAUUUUAGGGUUUUUUUUUCUGCCUUCUGAUUUUUUAAUGUUAUUUAGUAUUCAUGUUUACAAGCUUUUUCACUACACCCAUUGAGGGUUAAAAAAUGAUUCCCAGCAGAGAAUCAGAUUCCAUAUUCUCCAAAAUAUGGACCUUCCAAGAUCUAAGCAUGAAGGGAGUCACAGUUAAAAAAAAAAAAAAAGAAAAGAAAAGACAACAAAGAGAACACAAAAAAGAGCCACCCUGGGAUUACUGAGUCUCCCAAUCUGAAUGGAGAAUUGCUUGACUCCCAUCUGACACAUCAGGGUAAGGCUUGAGGAGUGGGAGUCCAGAUGGGAGGUGUGUGGUUGGCUGAAGCCCUCAUGCAUUAAGGGCCAGCAAGCAAACAUCCUCAGGUCAAGCCCUGUGAUGACUUCAAGUUGAAACUGGUUUUGGUCUUGGUGCCCAAGAGGCACAGGCUUUGACCAUACAUAUCCUGGUCUCUCCAGGAUAUCCAGAAACCUGGUCUCUCAGGUUUCUGGAGGCACCAUGGGCACCUGUCAUCACUGUCUCUUUGCUACCUUUUAUACCAAUUAAAUACCUUUCUCUGAACAUUAGUCCCCAUGUUGGUCUUGAGAGCUUUGAGGACUGCAUGUGUGUUUAUUUCAUGUUUACAAUUCCUUCAUUUUGCAUAAUCGUUUUGGUUUACUUCUUUAUUAGUAUUUAUUUUUAAGCCAAAUGUUUGUAGUCCUUUCCCCUCCUCCUCUUCAUUUUUCUGACACUAAUUUGUAGAUGUUUGUUAGAGUCUUAUGAGAAACAACUAGAAGAAAAUAUGCCCAGUUCAGUUCCCUGACCUGGGAGUUUUUGCAUGCAAGGGUUUGCAACUACAGAUGCCCGAGAGGCACCAUCUAGAGCAAAAUUUAUAGGUUAUUUUAAAAGGCUCUAUUGUAUGGAAAUCAAUCAUGAGUGAUCCAGUUUGUACUCUACACCCAGCAACUAGCCAAUACAUUCUUACAAUGAAGACUUUCAUGUCACUUGGAGAUCUUUCUGUGGGGUUGCUUUACUUGUUAUGUCUCUAAUAAAAAAAAAUAAGAAAAAAGAAAAAGAAAAGUUGAUACUUCAGUUAGCCCCAGUGUGCUAGUACUGGAUGGACCUCAAAGGAAAAUAGUAGUAUAGCUUUACAAGUAACUGUUGAUUGAAAAAGUGAGGUCUACCUGUUGGGGUUUUUCUUCUGCAAUUUGAGACCUCAGUACACACCAGCUAUCUAACUGGCAGCUACUCGUUGUGAUAGGACGUCACUAGUUCCACCUAGAUCUUUGACUGAACAAACUGAAACUCUGCUAUAUUGCUGGCACUGAGCGGCGUUUAGCAAGACUGAUGUAACUUUCUGCAACGAAAUGAAAACCUUCACUGGGAGACAGACUUUGUCUUUGUUCCAACUACAAACGUUCAAAACACACAACAACAGACCAAGCAAUUGAAAAUUUUGCACCACUGUGUCAUAUAAAAUUGUUUCAAUGUAUAGUUUAGA